Platichthys flesus (European flounder) is the source of this 3045-nucleotide messenger RNA. RefSeq names its product tenascin-like. The record is from RefSeq and is a predicted model, not a curated record. The coding region runs from base 1565 to 2299 and encodes 244 amino acids. NCBI's taxonomy places the organism in Eukaryota, Metazoa, Chordata, Actinopteri, Pleuronectiformes, Pleuronectidae. Gene Ontology annotation, molecular function: protein binding. The transcript has 3 exons.
AACUUUUUAACUUUCUUUCCUUGGAUUUUUAACCACUUUCCGUUAGAAUUUGUGAAGCAAACACAGCCACAUACAACACCCACCCUGUUUGGUCGACAUUUCGCUGCAUGAAUCAAGAGCAACAUAAUAACCUAAUUCCUGUGACUGUCCAGCACAGUGAACUGAACUGCUUCCUCCUAACCAACAUGCCAUGAACCCUUCUUUACCCUCCAGCCACUGUUUCUGUCUCGCUGAGAGAGGGCAGGGUGAUUGGCGCCCGUGCCUCAUCACUGAGCCAAGCAAACGCCCCUCAAAUGUUCACCCUUUACCCCCGGACUGCUGCCUCCAUCCCAGUUACCAAAGUGCAUGAAGCCCCUAUUCCCCCUCCCCCGCCCUCUAUCAUCCCCUGCAUCCUGGUCCGGUUUGAUGCUGAUGUGCUGCAAUGAUUGCAAAGGCAAACUUCCACCCUCCACUGCCUGUCACCCAGUGACAGCGUGACCAUCUCAUCCCCUCCCAUCAACCCUCAUUCAGUGUGUAAUCGAUUAACCUUGAAGGAUCAUUUGCCCGUGAAUGUGUUCAGUAAGUGCUCACAGUAUGCGUGAGUUUCAGUGGCGUUUAAGCUCUGUUAGUUUGUAUGAAUGACGCUGACAUAAUUUAGUUUAGUCGAUUCUUAGAAAGGUGAUUUUCACGGAACUUAAAAGUAAAUAUCCUAAUUUCCUUUUGAACUACUAGGUGGCAAAUGAUUAAAACUUCUUGUCCAUCUCAAGGUAAAAUGCUAAUAUUUCAUCUGCAGUUAACACUAAUGCCUUUUUGAUUUACAUCUGAAUGAUGCCUAAAUUGUAUUCUGCAUGCUUGCAUGUUACUGACUAUAUAGUGUUUGCAUGUAAAGAGAUGUUAUAGCCAGUUUAUCUUUCUCUGGGGCAGUCCUACUCUGCUGGAAACUGCCCUCCUGCCAUAUUAUUGAUUCUGUACUCGGAACAAAUCUUGCUCCAAAUGCAUGAAAAAUACUUUUAGCGCUAUUUAAUUUCUUCCUUAACCACAAAUUGUCAUGUUUAAAUCAACACUUGCAGGCCAAUAUUCUGCAGCUAUUUACCAUGAUGGCUUUUUGUGUCUUUCUUCUUGGAGUAUGAUUGUAGUCCAUCUCAUCAUUAUCAGUUUUAUGAAAGAAAAUAGGUUUAAAGGGAAAAAAAAAAUUCAAGCUGUUAGUAAUGGUGGGGAACUUUUAAUAUGCAUUUAAUGCAAAAACCUUUGCAUGUAUUUAUAUCUGUAUGAAGCCACUCAGACUAGUAGGGAAUGCAAGUUGGUGGUGGUGAGUUUCCUGUCACAUUAUAGAUAUUUUUCAUUUGAUGAAUCAGACCAAUAAGCCACCAGCCGCAGAUUUUCUUUAUAUUUUCAUUUGACGUUUGUGUUCUGCAGAAGGAUUCUGAUGAAAAUCUAAUAAUGCUUUUUUUCUUUAGUGAAUCAGCCGGUGCUUGGCAAACUAUAUAUCUCAAACUUAACGUCAGAGAGCUUUUCUAUCCUGUGGAACGCCACUGAAGGAGAGUUUGAUGGUUUUAUCCUGGAGAUAAUUGAUUCUGAUUGGCUGAUGGAGCCAAAGGAAUAUAACAUAUCCCACAAUGAUAAGUCCAUCAAUGUCAGAGAGCUCAGGCCCAGCACUGAUUACAUAGCCUACCUCUAUGGGACGUACAAGGGAUCCCGAACCAGUGCUGUCAGUAUUGUUGCAUCAACAGCUGAAGAGCCUGAUUUGUCCAGGCUAGUUGUUUCUAACAUUACCUCAGACAGAUUCUUUCUGUCGUGGCGGACAAGAGAGAAGCCUUUUGAUAACUUUAUAGUAGAAGUCAGAGAGUCUGCUUUGCCCUCUCAGGCAAUGGGGCGCGCUCUGCCGGGAGACGUGCGCUCCACAGUCAUGGCCGGGCUCAAAGCCAGCACAAGCUACAACAUAAAGCUGUACGCUAGUACUGGUGGCCAGAACACACAUCCUCUAUUUGCUGUAGCUUCAACAGAGGAUCUCCCACAGUUGGGGCCCAUAGCUGCUUCGUCUGCCAGUCCACAUAAUCUCAGCUUGUCCUGGAGCACUGUGUCAGGCCAUUUUGAUGGCUUUGUUAUCCGGGUCAGUGACUCCGAGCAGCAGUCUGAUCCACUGGAGUUCAGACUUCCUGGUGAAAUCCGUAACAUUACAGUCUCGAACUUGAUGGAUGCCACAGGCUAUGACAUUGAACUGUAUGGUAUUUCUCACGGGCGCCACACUCCCUCUGUGUUAACCCACGCCGUCACAGGUACUAUGUAUUUUACUCAUAUUUUCAACUCCCAUCACUCGUAGGUUUAAAUGCAUUAAGGUCAAACUUGACUUGCAUCAUAAGCCACUAUUAUUUAUGAUUACAUUUUUUAUGAUUUGAAUGAAACGAUUUAAUUUGUUAACUCCAAAGAGUUCAGACAUGAAUAAACACGGACAGUUUGUUUGCUUUAUACUAUUCUGUCAAAGAAACACUAUCUUUUGGUAAAAGCUUUCACAAAAUCAUCCUAAAAUUUGUUUCUCAGAUUCCUCAUAAAAAUCUGAAGCCUGGGCAGGGAGUGUGUUGAGUUGCAGUGAAAAGGAUGAGUGCUAGAAGUCUGAAUUGAUUUCUAUUCAGGAAGUGCAAACUUCUCACUCUCAAAUUUCGAUUUCAUUUUUCCUACCUGAAACGUUUGUCUUCCCAUGUUGAGAUGAAUGUCAUCUUUAUGAAUAGCAAAGCAUCAUAGGCGAUGUUUCAUCACAUUUUCAUUCACUCCGAGCCACGCUCCUUUUACCUGAGUUAGGGUUUCAUGGCGUCGACUGAAAACUAAAAUCGAAGCCGCUGAAUGAAACUUUAUAACACCUUUGGGUGAGAAAGGAGACGUAUCAAUCUUUCCACUGUCUGUGGCAGCCAUAUAAAUCAGUACGAUGCAUUUCAAAUUUGCCCUAAAUGUGUUGUAGCCUUUAAAUUCAGGAGAUAUUCUAUUUUUAAUAGAUGACUAUUUUUGUCCCUAUAAACUAUAAAACCUCACAGAAAGAACAGACUCUAUGAUUUGCCAAGGCAACCAUUGCAC